Messenger RNA from Cantharellus anzutake, 569 nucleotides. RefSeq lists its product as uncharacterized. Bases 134 to 556 code for a protein of 140 amino acids. The record is from RefSeq and is a predicted model, not a curated record. The transcript has 3 exons. Lineage: Eukaryota; Fungi; Basidiomycota; Agaricomycetes; Cantharellales; Hydnaceae.
AUCGCUAUAGGCGCCCCGUCACAUAAGACGCGAUGCGCGACGAUUUUUGGAACUCCCUCAGUUCAACCGUGAUACGAUCUACAUCCGGGCUGACACCGGCGAUGUCAAUCUGGUUAACACCAGUAACUGCCUGAUGCGGCAGAAUCCGCUACUCUUUCGCAUUUUGGGAUUGGCACUGAUCAGGGCUGAAUGUGGGUUUAUACUUUUUUGGGUUUGGUUUGGAGUGCGAGAUGACCAAGGUCAAAGGACUCCGGAAAGGAAGAGAAUUUGCGAUAAUAGUGGACCUCGUUCUUCAUCUGUUUUGCAGGGCCCGCUAGUAGCAUACAGGAAUACCAGCCUCUGUUGGAAUAGACAACGCCACCGGCACUGGGUCUCGAUCGGGCCCACAAGUGGGAAAUUCGCCAAAAACGGAGCACCUUAUCAUCGCACGUUGUGCGCUCGUAGCGAAGUCUUAAUUCGUUCGGUGCUUCUACUCUUGGUAUUUAAGCCUUGUCCACCGGUCCCGAAACUUCAUUGCCACUUUCCUACUCAACACUGGCGUGAUAUAAUUGUCUAGUAUAGAAUUCGCA